Molecule: messenger RNA, 1011 nt
Organism: Octodon degus (degu)
Lineage: Eukaryota; Metazoa; Chordata; Mammalia; Rodentia; Octodontidae
Gene: CUNH6orf58
Product: chromosome unknown C6orf58 homolog
Exons: 6
Coding region: 1-1011 (336 amino acids)
Source: RefSeq, a predicted model, not a curated record
AUGGCUUUCCUUCCCUCCUGGGCCUGUGUACUGGCUGGCUGCGUUUCUGCUGCUUUAGCAGGAGCUUCCAAUCUCUCAGAUCUGUAUCCUCCUCUGUGGAAUGAGAGUCCUGGGCAGUUCUUUAACUACAAGGUCGAGAAUGGGAAAUACGUUAUCGACCCCUGGGUGUUCACUGACAGAAUGGGGCUGUAUAAAAUCCUACUGAACCAGACAGCCACCUAUUUUGAAAAAUUUGCUCCAGAAAAUGAACAAAACAUCUUAUGGGGACUUCCACUUCAGCACGGCUGGCAGUAUAGCUCAGGUAGAUUAGUUGACCCCACCAGAAAGACAAACUGUGGCUACGAAUCUAACCAUCUCUGCAUUUCUGUAGACAGUUGGUGGGCUGAUAUGAACUAUUUUCUGAGUGUUCUGCCCUUCCUCGCUGCCCUCGACUCCGGCAUAAUGGAUAUCUCAGCAGACCAAGUCACGCUCUUGCCACCCCCCAAGGACCAGGCGAAGUUCUGCUAUGAUGUUUCUGGCUGUCGUGCCACCUUUCCUGACAUAAUAAACGAGUGGAGAACAUUUUUCCAGCACAUGCAGACAUCGUCUAUCACCUUUGAACAGUUGUUGAAAUACUUAUGGAAUGCACACGUUGCCUCCUUGGAAGUUUCCAUUAAAGGUUUUGAAGACAGGUAUACAUAUUAUUCCAAAGAAGAAGCAAAUUUUGGGCAGAACUGGGCUGUCUCUGUGAAUUAUUUGGCUGCCUCUCGGGUUCCCACUACCUUGAUUAGAACCUACAACUUCCAGAAGGGGCUCCCCCCCAGAGUCCUUACCAGUGCUGAUGUAGCCCCCUUCAUCAGCAACUUCACUGGUCUUCAGAACUUCGUCCUGGUGGCUCUAGAUGUUAUCGGUGACCUGCACAGAUACACAGGUUCCCUAACUCUGAAUAUAUGGAAAAUUUUAAUGAUGACCCAAGCUGCCAGGGAGAAGUUUCUGCAGUUCUUUGAAAUGGUGUUUUCAGCAGCUUCUUAA